Molecule: messenger RNA, 1008 nt
Organism: Rotaria socialis
Lineage: Eukaryota; Metazoa; Rotifera; Eurotatoria; Philodinida; Philodinidae
Source: the annotation of a GenBank genome assembly
AUGAUAUUAACACUCACUUAUCUACUUGUUUUUGGGCCAUCCUUUGCAUUAGCACAAACGGCAUGCACAGCAAAAAAUGCAAAAGGAACUUGUAUUGCAACCAGUUCUUGUAGUGGUACAUCAGUGGCAGGUCUCUGUCCUGGUGCUGCAAACAUUCAAUGUUGCAUUCCAAAAGGUACGGCAUGCACCGCCAAUGGCAAAAGUGGAAGUUGUAUUGCUACGUCAUCCUGUGCUGGUACGUCUGUAGCUGGACUUUGUCCCGGUGCCGCUAAUAUUCAAUGUUGUGUUGCUGCUGGCGGUACAUCAGGUUCUUCUAGUGGACUUUGUGGAAGUUACGUUGGUGCUGCUGUUAGCUCAAUUAAAGGCAAUAAUAAUGUGAUGUAUUCCGUAGUAAAAAUAAGACAAGAACAUCUGACUAAUCCAGGCAUAUAUUCAUCGGCACCAACAGCAGCAGAUAAUACCAUGACAACAUCAACAGCUUGUGCUUUCGAUAAGAUGGCNAUGUUGUGUUGCUGCUGGCGCUCAAUUAAAGGCAAUAAUAAUGUGAUGUAUUCCGUAGUAAAAAUAAGACAAGAACAUCUGACUAAUCCAGGCAUAUAUUCAUCGGCACCAACAGCAGCAGAUAAUACCAUGACAACAUCAACAGCUUGUGCUUUCGAUAAGAUGGCGUCAGCUGCUAAACAAGCGGGUGCUAGAGUUACUGUUACGUCUGGUUUCCGAACAGUUGCUCGUCAAGAAUACUUCUGGAAUUGUUAUCAAACAAAGGCAUGCAAUAAUGGUAAUCUAGCUGCAAGACCAGGUACCUCAAAACAUGGCCGUGGUGUUGCUCUCGACUUGAACACUAACUGUGGUUCCCAAACGGGUGCUAAACCAAACUGCGGUGGAAGUAGUGUUUAUCAAUGGUUGAAAAAUAAUGGACACAAGUAUGGAUUUAAACGUACUGUUCAAUCAGAACCAUGGCAUUGGGAAUAUGUUGGUGCCAGUGCUACUCCUUCGAGUUUUACAUAG